Molecule: messenger RNA, 1704 nt
Organism: Brugia malayi
Lineage: Eukaryota; Metazoa; Nematoda; Chromadorea; Rhabditida; Onchocercidae
Gene: Bma-lit-1
Product: MGC81364 protein, putative
Exons: 13
Coding region: 1-1704 (567 amino acids)
Biological process (GO): protein phosphorylation; intracellular signal transduction
Cellular component (GO): nucleus; cytoplasm
Molecular function (GO): MAP kinase activity; ATP binding
Source: RefSeq, a predicted model, not a curated record
AUGAUUACAGGAAGUAGUUCAUCGUCAGGUUGCUCAUCAGCAACUGCAACAAACGAUCACUGUAGUGAGUCAUUAGCAGUGACAUCGUCAUCAUCAGCUGCGUCAUCAGUGUCGUCAUCCUUCUGCUCGGGAGUUACUCAAGAAGGGUCACUGAAGUGUGAUCAAGCUAACAGUCGAGCUACUGCUACUUCUCUCUUCAAUUCAUUAGCUAAUCAUCAAACUAUCAAAUAUACCAAAAAUACUUCAAUUAUUGCAGGAGUGCUAGAAGAGAUGGCAUUAGUGUCACAUCAUGCAGGGACAGGUAGUAUUGUUGCUGGGCCAGCAUCAAUAUAUGCUGGGCCAGGUGCUAAGGAAUCUAGGCAUAAUGCUACCACACUUAAUGGUAAAAGUGUUACGGCAAAAUUAUUGCAAAAUUCUUAUCACAAUGGACAUUUAUCACAGCCGUCAGUAGCACAUUCAAGUCAAGCAAUCCUAACAGCUGUUCAACCAUUUUACCGUCCACCAACUAUGGAACAACAUGAUACACAACCGGAUCGCCCAAUCGGUUAUGGCGCUUUUGGUGUUGUUUGGUCAGUAACAGAUCCACGUAGUGGUAAACGUGUAGCACUGAAAAAAAUGCCAAAUGUCUUCCAGAAUCUUGCGUCAUGUAAACGUGUCUUUAGAGAAAUCCGUAUGCUAUCCAGUUUUAGACAUGAUAAUGUAUUAUGUAUGAUCGAUGUUAUACAACCGCAGAAUCCUCAUUUUUUUCAAGAACUCUAUGUUUUAACAGAAUUGAUGCAAAGUGAUCUGCACAAAAUUAUUGUCUCACCACAACCACUUACCACUGAUCAUGUAAAAAUAUUCGUUUAUCAAAUUUUAAGAGGAUUGAAAUAUCUACAUUCAGCUAAUAUUUUACACCGUGAUAUUAAACCAGGCAAUUUGCUAGUGAAUAGUAAUUGCAUUUUGAAGAUUUGUGAUUUUGGUUUAGCAAGGAUGUGGGAUCCACAUGAACAAUCAGCUAUGACUCAUGAAGUUGUAACGCAGUAUUAUCGUUCACCAGAAUUAUUAAUGGGUGCGCGGACAUAUACGGGCGCUGUUGACGUAUGGUCAGUGGGUUGUAUAUUCGCUGAAUUAUUAGGAAGACGAAUACUUUUCCAAGCACAUGGACCUGUUGAACAGUUAAAUAUGAUUGUUGAUUUAUUGGGUACACCAACAGAAGAAGAAAUGAAAACAGCAUGUGAUGGUGCUCGAAAGCAUAUCUUAUCGUCACCAUUUCGACAACCAAAUCCACAAAAAAUUAUUCAACUAACACAGGGAAAUGAUGAUGCAGCUGAUUUACUUACGAGAUUGGUGACAUUUGAUCCAGAAAAACGUGUCACAGUAGAUGCAGCAUUAAGUCAUCGAUAUUUAGAUGAAGGUCGUAUGCGUUUUCAUUCAUGUAUGUGUUCAUGUUGCUAUACUACACCAUCAAAUGUACGAAUCUUCUCACAAAUUUUAGAUCCGGUGCAUGAACAUCCAUUUGAUCCAAGAUGGGAAAAAGAGCUGUCACAUAUGUCAAUGUUUGAUCUAAGAGAUCGAAUGUAUCGAUUUGUCACCGAACGAUCACCACCAUUUGGUGUAGCACUUACAAUUAAUCCAAAUUCUGCCUCAUAUAAAACUUUUACUAGCUCAUCGGUGGCACAACCAUCCGAAUUUCCACCUUCACCAAAUGCAUGGGAUCAAUAA